GGGGAGGGGGGUGAAUGCCGGAGCCGGAAGUGCGCCAGCCGGGCGGCCGGAAGUGCUGGUGCUGAGGGGCGGCCAUGGGCCGCAGCCGCUCCCGCUCGCCGCCGCGGCGCGAGCGGAGGCGUUCGCGCUCCACCUCAAGGGAGAGGGAGAGGAGGCGAAGAGAGCGAUCCCGGUCCCGGGACAGGGACAGGAGGAGGAGCCGUUCUCGUUCCCCACACAGGAGACGAUCCAGGUCCCCGAGACGGCACCGAUCCAGCUCCUCCUCCCCACCGCGGCUGAAGGAAAGGCGAGAUGAAGAGAAGAAGGAGAUAAAGGACUCCAAAGGCAAAGAGCGUCAGAUCACGGAGGAAGAUUUGCAGGGUAAGACGGAAGAGGAAAUUGAGAUGAUGAAGAUGAUGGGCUUUGCCUCUUUUGACACGACAAAAGGGAAGAAGGUGGACGGUGCUGCAAAUGCCUAUGCCAUCAAUGUCUCCCAGAAGAGGAAGUACAGGCAGUACAUGAACAGAAAAGGAGGAUUCAACAGACCCCUGGAUUUCAUCGCUUGACGCUGGGCUCGCUCGGGGGGGCGAGAAACCACCCACCGAGACAGACUUUGCUUUCUCAGAGACCGGAUUUCCCAGGAAUUUGGGUUAUUCCCAGCAAAUCCCUGCCCCGCAGUGGGUACAAGUUGCCGUUUCCUGAAGUUUUUGAUUAUAAUUAUUAUUAUUAUUAUAUUUUUUUUUUACAAUAUCCUCCGUGGUUCGUUCCUCGAUGCGAUUUCAUGGUGGUUUUCCUCAUGUUUUUUUGACACGGUGUUUGUUGCCCAUUACAAUAAAAUGUGUGUAUUUUUCCUUUUA
Molecule: messenger RNA, 836 nt
Organism: Calidris pugnax (ruff)
Lineage: Eukaryota; Metazoa; Chordata; Aves; Charadriiformes; Scolopacidae
Gene: SNRNP27
Product: small nuclear ribonucleoprotein, U4/U6.U5 27kDa subunit
Exons: 6
Coding region: 75-545 (156 amino acids)
Biological process (GO): RNA splicing
Cellular component (GO): precatalytic spliceosome
Source: RefSeq, a predicted model, not a curated record